AUGAAGGUCCUCAAACUCGUCAUUCUCAUUGGUCUGAUCGCCGCUGUGAAACUAAAUGUCGCAGCACAUUCGGUACAAACCUCCGCCUGGGAUAGUGAGACCCGCCCCGAGAAUGUGAUUAUCCAUACACCGGCUCAUCGAGUUGACGCCCACUCACACUUCGAUCUGUCCUUUAGCCUUCCCGAGCAAGGAGCGCUGGAGUUGAGCCUGGAGCCGAACAAAGAUAUCCUCACACAAGGGUCCCGUGUCCAGUACCUCGGUGCAGACGGCGUAGUUCGCAGGACAGAAGCCGUGAACAAAGCCCAACACAGGGUGUUCAAAGGACUUGUCUUUACGCAGAACAUUGGCGCAGGCGCAACUUGGAAUCACGUUGGCUGGGCGCGGAUAUACAUCCAUCGUGAUAGAGAUAAUCCCUUGUUUGAAGGAAUCUUCAGCGUUGUCGGUCAGCAGUACCAGGUGACGAUAAUAUCAGGAUCCGGAAAUACCAGAGAACCACAGAUGGUUGUUCACUAUCACUCUGCAUACCAUACAUGGGACCAUUUAGUAGCUCGAUCGCCACAGUCUUCAGGGAAUCCCUUCAUCACAGAUGAAGAUUUACCGUGCCCUAGCACCAGAAGAGUCGCCUUGGUAGGCAUCGCGACCGAUUGCUCCUACUCGGCCUCGUUCACCUCCAGCGAUGAGCUCCGGCGAAACGUCAUCAGCAUGGUGAAUACGGCUUCUGAAGUCUACGAGCGGACCUUCAACAUCUCUCUCGCCCUCCACGACCUGACCAUUAGCGAUCGGGAUUGCCCGAGCACUCCAUCCAGUUCAACAUCGUGGAACGCCGACUGCUCUGCAGGAGAUCUAAACUGGAGAAUUAGUCGAUUCACAUCCUGGCGCGGUUCCCUCAAUGAUGACAAUGCGUACUGGACGCUGAUGACCGGGUGUCCGUCGGGCCAGGAGGUCGGUGUCUCUUGGCUAGGUCAAUUGUGUACUUCCAACCGGGGACAGCAACGCGCGUCUGGUGCAAAUGUGGUGGCACGCACUUCCAGUGAAUGGCAGGUCUUUGCCCACGAGUCCGGCCACACGUUUGGAGCCGUCCAUGAUUGUGAUUCAACGUUGUGCGCUUCUGCUCAGGGACAGUGCUGUCCGUUGUCCUCCUCCACCUGCGACGCAAAUGGACAGUACAUCAUGAACCCGGUUUCCUCGCCCUCACAGUCGGCGUUCUCUCCGUGCAGCAUCCGGAACAUCUGCUCGCAACUCAGCUCUGGGAGCGUCAGCACGAGCUGCCUGGUCAGUAACAGCAACAUAACCACCAUCACUGACGGGCAGUGCGGGAAUGGCAUCGUGGAGGUCGGUGAGGAAUGCGACUGUGGCGCCAACUGCGCCGAGAACAGUUGUUGUGAUGGGUCAACCUGCCGCUUGCGAGUCGGGGCUGUCUGCGAUGACGCCGCGAGUCCGUGCUGUACCAACUGCCAGUUUGCUUCGGCGGAUACGGUUUGUCGUCCCAGCACUGGUCCAUGCGAUGUUGAGGAGACGUGUACCGGCAAUUCGACCAUAUGCCCCGCGGAUCAGUUUUUGUCCGAUGGGCAACGCUGUGGUGAUGAUGGUGCGGGAUCCCCAGCAUCGACAUGUUCCAAUGGAGAGUGCAGGGAGAAUGGGCGGUCAUGGGUGGACCGUCAUCGAUCACUCGUUAUUGGUCUCGCGGCUGGUGUUGGUGGUGCGUUACUGCUUGCCGUCUUGGGUUGCAUAAUCUGCAGCUGUUGUCGACGGCCGUCGAAGAAGGCAUCGCCAGGUGCGCCAGUGGUAUCGCAGGUCUAUCCUCCGCCGCCUCCUUAUCGUUACGCGUAG
Aspergillus pseudoviridinutans is the source of this 1830-nucleotide messenger RNA. It is a transcript of the gene admA, whose product is annotated as ADAM family of metalloprotease ADM-A. The record is from RefSeq and is a predicted model, not a curated record. The transcript has 3 exons. Gene Ontology annotation, biological process: proteolysis. Gene Ontology annotation, molecular function: metalloendopeptidase activity. The coding region runs from base 1 to 1830 and encodes 609 amino acids. Lineage: Eukaryota; Fungi; Ascomycota; Eurotiomycetes; Eurotiales; Aspergillaceae.